AAGAAUGAAGUUCAGACAGGGUAACUCGAACAUAAAUGAAGACAGUGAAGCAGAAACACGAUAAUAAAAAGAGGAGAUGAAAUGAAAGUAAAAAGGAAUAAGUAAUUAACAUAGCCAGAAAAUCACAAAACCGGAGAGGAAGAAGAAGAAAAAGCAAAACGAUGAAGAGGAAGAAGGAAGAUGAGUAAUAUUCAAAACAAAGGAAUAAGACGAAAUGGAUGCAAAGGAAUAAAUAAUUAGCAUAGCAUUAAAAAUCACAAAACCGGAGAGGAAGAAGAAGAAAAAGCAAAACGAUGAAGAGGAAGAAGGAAGACGAGUAAUAUUCAAAACAAAGGAAGCAUGGAGAGGAUAAUGACGAUGGAGAGAGGAAGGCAUUCAAGGUCAGGUUACGAAGAGACAAGAGAGAGAGAGAGAGAGAGAAAGGGGGAGGAAGGGACAAGGGACACUAGUAUAAAAGGAAGGGUAAGUUACCUGUGCAAUCUACAUAAACUUCAGACAGGUGCAUGUGAAGUUCUCCUCCAUCUUCUACUCCUUCACAAUUACGAUGAGACUGUUCUUAUUGUGGUGCCUCCUGCUGGCGCUGACGGUGGCGGGUGUGGUGGGUAAGCCGAGCAGUCACGGCCACAAACACAAGGAACACAGCGGGGAGAGACACAAGGGCGGCAGUAUGAGUAUGGAGCACUCAAUGGAGGAUAUGAAGCACAAGAUGGGCCCUCACUCUCUUCCUAUGGUGUUCCAGAGGGUACACGCAAUGCACCUGUGCCAAAUGAAGCCAGAGGAGGAGAACUGUACAGCCCGCGUUCGCCACUGCAUGCGUUGGCUGAACAUAGGAAUGGGUAGUGGACAAGAUUUCCUUCCUUCUGAUGUGUGUGAGCCCGACCAAGAGGACUGCUUUAUGAUGCACAUGAAAUGUCUUCACCUCCUCGUGCCGGCAGAGGGCACCCCGCGACUGUCCCCAGCAACUGUAAUAUGUGCGGUACAGGACCAGCCAAACUGCCUUCACCGUAUGGAGGACUGUGUGAAUAUGGUAUACCCUAGUCUGGCUGCCCCAUUCGUGCCUCCUGAAGGCGAGAUGAUGUGCCAUGCAGAGGACGAGGCGUGCAUUCAAAUGAUCAAUGAAUGCAGACACAUGAUGCUGCCCUUCACGGAGAUGCUGGCAAACAUGGAAGCUGCUAUGGAGCCAAUGCCUGAAGAAGAACCAAUGCCUGAAGGAGAACCCAUGCCCGAAGGAGAACCCAUGCCUGAAGGAGAACCCAUGCCUGAAGAAGAACCCAUGCCUAUGCCACCAGCUUGUAUGGAGUUCAUGAGAGAAUGCAUGAUGUUGAUGAAACCAGGUCCAGAUGGUCCUCUCUCAGAGGCCGAGGCGUGCAGGGACAUGGAGGGCGAGACUUGUUCCUCUAAGUACGAAUCAUGCAACGCUCUCAUGAACCGACCAGAAGUAGCGCCACCAAUGGAGGAUAUGCCAACAAUUCCCGCACUCUGCUCCGAUAUCGGCACGAAUCAAAUGACAGAGUGUCUACCCAAGGCUAUGAUGUGUCUGAAGAAGCUACGCCCGAUGCCACACAUCAAACACAACAUGACCCAGUGCCUGACGCAUUCCUCCCCCUGCCCCAUGCCACCAACCACUCCAGAGGCCCACAUGAAGAUAAAGAAGUGUCUGGAACCUACCCUUCGUGCACACGUCGGAGGGGCAAUGGACGUUCCGCUGACGAUGGCGCAGCUGGGGGAGAGCACCGGCCAUGCCUCCCUCGAUGCCUACAACGCCUGCUUCGAGGGCCACACAAUGAUGGACAUCAUGCACUGCGCGGUGAAACAAUGCACUAUGGACCAUAUGGCGGACAUGUGAGGCCGCGUGCACCGUCCUAGACUGCGCAGAGGGUCGUGGCGUGAGAGGCGUACAGGAAGUGAGAAGGGACGGGGGGAGAAACAGUAAUAAAUCCAAAACUGCAAUUA
Portunus trituberculatus (swimming crab) is the source of this 1953-nucleotide messenger RNA. RefSeq lists its product as uncharacterized. Bases 545 to 1846 code for a protein of 433 amino acids. The transcript is spliced from 11 exons. The record is from RefSeq and is a predicted model, not a curated record. NCBI's taxonomy places the organism in Eukaryota, Metazoa, Arthropoda, Malacostraca, Decapoda, Portunidae.